AUUCGUUCAUACAGCAAGGCAGAAGUAGUUCGUGCAGUCCAUCCAGCGAGAAGGAUGGCAUAAUAUCGGCAUCCAAUUAAAAAGUGUCAAACAGGAAAAUGAGUGAGCACUACUGCUCUCGUGUCUCGUAUUAUUGAAAGUUGUACAAUAAUUGAAUUUCCGCUUCCGCCGUGGUGGAGAGUGAAGAUAAAAGUGCAAUUUUCCACGGAGAUUUUUCCACGUCGUCUGUUCUAAGCAUCGAAGUUUAGGAAUUUUGAAUGUAGAUAGGAUUGUGUGCAUUCCAGUGUCGUCGUGGCCAAAGUGGCGAGAACAAGUCCAAAAGUUCAAAAGUUGUGCUGCAACAUUCGUGAAAAGUGCUACCCCUUGAAAGUGGGUCAAAUGUUGGAUUUAUCCUCGGCGAGGAAGCUGUAACAACUGGAUUCGCUAGAUUUAAGUGCCCCCGGAGUGUAUUUUUGUGUGCCUACAGAAAACGUGUCUGCAUUAAAAAUUUACCAGAGCAAACACACACACACGCCAUCCGCCCAGAUUUCGACGUCGACGGACCAUUUUCCAACCACCCAGACUCCAUUAAUUAGGCGAGGAAAAACCACCCUCUGCGACAUCGCGCACACACACACACACACACACACACAUACACACGUUGGAACCUUCUCGGUCCUUGGGCUCCGACUUCAACAGGAGGAGGCACUUGCCAACAAGGAUAGCCGGGCCGGCGGGUGAAGCAACAACAACAACAACAACAAUUGCCUCCCCCUCUUCCGUCUUGGGUGGAAAUUUUUGGCCUGCAGCAGUACAAGUUCACGUUUGUUAGUGUACGUCAACAACUUCAACGGCAGCAAGGAUAAUAAGGACAAACUCAGCGUCCGCGCAAAUGACGUCACCCAAGACUUGCCCGGCCAUUGUCACCAGCAGCAGCAGCAGCAACACGGCCAGUGCCAACCUCGUCGCCGCCAACAACUUCCAGCAGGGCGUUCCAUCUGCCCUCACGGUAUCGCAUCGCAUCCUGCGCUCGCCAUCGCACGAGAGCUUCUCCACGGACCUGUCGCUGAUCUCGAUCUCCGUGUCGUCGAUGGCGUCCGAGGCGACCAGCGUGCUGAACCGGUCCAGCUGCAGCCUGCUGACGAAGACGAUGGAGGACAAGCUGGGCAAUUUGCUGAUCAAAGAUGCCAAAAAGAAUCGAUCAUCUACCAUCACCGAGCGCUGGACCGAGAGUAACGAUCUGAUCCGAAACUGUGCCACGCUGUCGGCCGCGCUCGGCAUUCACAAGAGUUUCAGCACGACCGACAUCUACCAGCUGCCGUCCGAUCAGCAUAACAUUGGCGGAAGACUGUCGACCUCCGAGCUGGCCCUGACGUCGUUCCAGAAGGCCGGCUACCUGUUCGACCAUCCCCGGCUAGAUCACACGUCCCGUUCGUACUCGACCUGGGUGGCCGUGGGAGAGCUCGCAUCCACGUCGCAGUUGCCUUCGCCGCACGGUGGUCAGUCCUCGAACCAGGUUCCGACGAUCUGCAACUCCACUCCGACGCCCAGCUUCACCGUCUCGGACCUGAUCAGCUCGGUCAACAAGAAGAUCCGCCAGAACUACAUCCGGCGGCGACUCUACACGACCUACCGUGCCAUUGAGCGACUCUCCCAGAGCGAGUUCAACCUGGACCGGCUCGAGGCAGCCGCGUUCGCCGCCAGCAAUUUCAGCAAUCCCGGCCCAACCGAACUGCUCGUCCCAACCACCCAUGCCUCGGCGUCGCCCAUCAGCGGCAAGUCGGCCAACGUCGAAUCGAGCCCGGUCACGACCGGCUCGGCCAGUCCAGCUGCUGCAGGCACUUCAUCGGCCGCCAAAAAGUCCAGCAGCAAAUCCAAAAAGAACCUAACAUUCCUAGACAUCGAAAGCGAACGGGGCAAACCGCUGUCCAAGUACGAACGCCACAUGCUGAUCUUCAACUGGCUGCACACCAUCGACGAUGCACCGCUGGAGAUCGAAAAUUGAUCAACACAAUCGACACAAACUCUUGAUGUUUAAACUCUUCUUUACUGUUACCAAUGAAAGUGAAAAUGAAACCAAAAAAAAAAAACAAAUAAAAGUAUUUGAUACGCGCGCGCAUACGUAGAGUAAAUUAUACCUUACCUAGUCGUAUUUAGUAUAGGAUGAAUUAUAUCCAAAACCAAAAACAAACAAUGAGAAAAGAAAAGCUUUUGACCUAUCGCAGCUUGAACAGAACAAAUUUAACAAAACAACAACAAAAACGUAGCAAAAGCGCUGGUUAUUUUUCUAUUGAUUUAGUAGGUUAGGCGAAAACACUGCAAAACUGUUUGAUGCUGUGUAAUAAUAGCAUAGGAUAAAUCGUUCUAUAUUAAUCUCAUAAUCAUCAGCGAUCAGUCGUCCCGUUUUUGAAAACAACAGAAAAAAAAACUUUUUAGAAGGGCCUACGCUUUUAAGGGAGUGACCUAUUUUUGUAUAUCGAUUGUUCGUGGAACUUGUGUUGAAAAGAAAAUACCAACAACCAAAAAGACAAAAAAAAUAGGAGUAUGAGCUUGGUAUAAUAUCGUUCAUCAAAAGAAACCAAUUUUGUUGAAAAAAAAACAAUACCAGUAUUCUAGCGAUUAUUUAAAAACAGUUAUGAAAUGCAAGUGCAAUUUUUGCUGUAAUCCAGUAUUAUGAUAGUUUAGUUAAAUCUCACCUAUCAAAGUACUUUACCAACACCUGUAGAAGGACCAAAGUUUAUUUGUUGAUAAAUGUUAAUUUAUUCAAAAGCCUGUUCAGUUUAUCAAAAUUCGUAAUGUUUGGUGGUCUGCAUUUCAUCAUACACUCACUGGAGACUCGCUUGAAAAUUUGGGGGUUUUCAAUCUUUUGUAUGAGGGAUAGUUAGUAGGUAACCUAUCAAAAGAUGUGAGCACUUAGGAAAUAUUGAUUUACUUUGUUGAGGCCGGAUCUCAGAUAUUUUGAUGGAAAUGAUAUUAUGAUCAAACAUGCAGAAAUGUCCAAAGACUUUACGGUGUUUGGUAAUCUGGCAACCCUAUAUAAAGUUAUGGGCACUUUAGGGAAAUGCAUAAAACAUGUUAGAUUGAUGCUAUUUUAGAUAAACAUUUAGGAUGUAACAAAAAUUACUUUUUGGGGAGCAUUCAGGGGCUUGUUCCGGUGGGCGUGCUGAGCCCAGAUCCCAAAUAUGAUCUUGAUUGGGGCACUUUGGUUACUAAAUCGUAUACCUUUAACAUCACUGGCAUUACAUCAUCAUUAUAUGUAACGCCAACUCAAAUUUUCUGGCGAGUUUUUUUUAAUCAUACUUAGUACAAUGAAAUGUCGGUUGAUACGCAGAAAAAAAUAAACAUUCUAACUUCUAUCAACUUUCUGUAUAGAAUAGUAUGAAACAAGACUCGGUAAAAUAAUCAAAUUUGCUUAAGGAGCUAUUACACUACGGCAAACAAACUCGCACUUUUUGUUAUUUCUGGAGUUUUUUUUUUAAAAAAAGGUACAUUAAACUGAAUUUUCAGUUUUUGCUUUUUGAGUGUUUUUUAAUACCCCUGACUCGAGGCGGGUUCAAAAACACCUAAAAAACAAAAACUGGAAAUUUGGUUUAUUGGACCUUUUCAAAAAAAAAAAAAAAAAAACUCCAGAUUUGUUUGUACAAACGUCAGCCUGCAUACAUUUUGCCUUGUUUGCGAGUUUGGAAAACUGUCAAACACGAGAAAGUUCGAGUUUGUUUGUUUGUUUGCGAGAGUGUAAUGGCUCCUUUAGUUGCUCCUGACAGAAUUGGAAAGUUAAUUGAGAUUUUCCCAAACAGAAGUAUGCAUAGAAAUACAACGAACAUCAGAAAAGAAGAAAACUUAAUUUCAAAAAUAUUUUUUUGCCGCUGAACUAUUUCUUUUUAAUCUCAGGUCCAUACUCAACCAAAGACUAAGAAUUAUUAAAAAUAAUUCUAAAUAAUGAUUUUAUUUUAUUUACGCGCACUAAAAUCUAACACUCCUUGUAAAGGCAAAAGAACUUUAUUUGUUAACUUUCAUGAUUUUGCAGUAAACUAGAAAAACGUACAAAUGCCAAAAUAUUCACAUUUCAACUGUUCGUAAAGGGCCAAAAACUUUCAAGUAAUUGACAGUUUCCAGUUAGAGAACCAGAUUCUUCCUUUCAAGUGCAACAAAACAGAAAAAGAUUACGUAUUUGUU
Culex pipiens pallens (northern house mosquito) is the source of this 4155-nucleotide messenger RNA. RefSeq lists its product as uncharacterized. The record is from RefSeq and is a predicted model, not a curated record. Bases 872 to 1984 code for a protein of 370 amino acids. Lineage: Eukaryota; Metazoa; Arthropoda; Insecta; Diptera; Culicidae. The transcript is spliced from 4 exons.